UUUCCGCCUCCGGUGCGCGAGAUCCGACUCGUGUGCGUGUCAACUUAAUCGUCAAAGUCAAAUGAUAAGCUCUGUAAAAAUACAAUAAAAAUAAAAACUGAAGCGCAUUUGAAACGAAUUAAGAAUAAAGCUGUGCGAAUGAUACUCGUACCUAGACCCGUCAUCACGUAAGCCUCAUCGCGUGACGUGUGACGAUGGAAGAACCAGAUUCGCAUAAAUCAAUGGCCCGUGGCAGGGACGGACCCUAUUAUUCGACGCUGAACCAAUCGACUCUCGAUAGGUCUCAGUCGACCAGGUCUACGCCGUGCAGGUCACUGUCAACCAGGUCCACACCGUGUAGGUCUACUUCACGCACAUCUACCCCAGGCCGGUCUACAUCGGGUAGGUCUACUUCGGGAUGCAGUAGAUCUACCUCGGACAGGUCGACGACACCCGAACCACCCCCUGUUCCACCAGCCACUUAUCACUGGGAGGAAGUGAGGAGAAAACGGUCUGUGGGUGGGUAUCCAUGGACACAUCUUAACAAGCCACCGUUCGAUGAAAAGACUUGGGUGAAGUAUGAAAGAGAUCACGUAUAUGAGCCCGUCACGCCAGCAGCUAACGCUGACCGGAUAUCUCCGCCUGUCGCGAAUUCGAAAAAAGAUGAAAAUCGUCAUUUUCUACGCAUACCAUUGACGGAAGAACUUGUAAUGGCUGAUGACACGGGUUCGGAACCCGAAAGCGAUCAGCAACAACAACGACAACUACGACUAGCUAGAGAGGAAGAUGACGAAGACAACGAAAAUGAUGAUGACCAAGAAGACGAUGACGAAGAGGAAAAUGAUGACGACGACGACGGAAAUAUCGAUAAAAAAGUUGUACGAUCCGACGAAUCGACUUAUGAGGGUGAAAAUGAAAACUCAUCUGUGGGCGAUAUGGAGUCUAGUAAUACGCGUAUGAAGGUGUUCCAACAAAAAUUUAAAGUCAAAGCAGAUAUACUACGUACCAAGCUGCAAGGGGUAACCAAACGGAAACCUAAACAAAAAAUUGUCGUAGACACGCCAAAUGGCGAAAAGUCCCGCCGCAAGUUCGGCCAGUUUGCCACUUUGCCGAAAAAGUUCACGUUUAAUGCACCCAAAGUGAACUUCUCUACAACCUUUGGACAUUUUUCGAGAAAAUCUGUGGACCCGAACGAAUCUAGCACAGACGAGACCAAAAGUGGCCGAGAUGAAACGAAGAGUGGUCGGUUCUCCCUGCCACGUUUUGGAUUAUCCAGGACGUCGUCGGAAUCCCCGAAACCGACCAAAUCCAUGAAAAUUGGUGGUUCUCGGCUGUCUAUACCGAGUUUCCGGACGCGUACUUGGUCAGACGCAUCAAAAAUGUCGAAACCUGACAGUCCGAAAUCUCGGAUAAUGGAUUUCGGCACAUAUCCAAGAAUAUUUUCAAAACGUCGGAAAACAAACGCGGUGAACAAAGCAAAAACACCACCACCAUCCUCUGACGGAAUAGAGCCAGAACAAAACAAUUACAAACGAAAGGACUCUUUCCAUCGGCGCUUUUUUCGGACACACAAGGAGUCGACGCCCGCUCCAACGCAAGAACAGACUGCUACGCUGGCUGUGGAAGAAGAGUUAGACGAGCCUCAACUACUGGUAUCCAAGGAAUCGUUGGCGGAAUUUGGCGACAGCGAUCUACAGGAAGUGAUAUCGCUGAGCGACGACUGUCGAUCGAAGGACACGAAAAGCUUGUCCGAACACCGAUCGGGCGUGAUCGAAGAAAUUGAUUCCGACGAGUUUUUCCUACGCGAGAAAGGUCUAAGUCGUGGAGACGUGCACAUCAGCAAUUACUUGUCAUCAGAAAUCAGAGACGUUUUUCGAUCGAACCGGACACGGUCCGUGGAAGGCGUUAACAAUAACGAGAGCGGCACGAUUGCAAGAAACAACUGUGACUCGAGUAGUGGUAUCUCCACGCCGGUGAGACCGUCGCGGACCAAUUCGCUAAGGAGACCUAAUCGGCAAACUACAAUAGAUUCGAACACUGAGCGAUCGUAUGUCGCCGAUCGGUUUAGCACGAUGCCGAAAUCGUUCGGUGGCACCAGGCCGUUAAAAAAAGAAGUGGAAGAAUACACUCCUGAGAAUAUUAUCACUAGUCAGACGUUUGAACCGUCACAGAAUCUAAUACUACUAUCGAGAGUUCCCUGGAGGACUUCCGUCAAGCACACAACUGAUGCCGCUGUUACAAAUAUGCCGCCAAAACCACCGACCAGACAACGCCUGGCUAAGUUUUCCACAUUUGACACGCGGUCGAUGAUUGAUUUGUCCAGAAAGAGAAGCCAGUCACAAAUCGGAUUCCAGCAGUCAAUGAACUUUUCAGACACCGUGCCCAAAGCUCCGAUGCGUCGGUCCAGGGCCUCGUUGGCCGGUUCCGAACGCGAUAUUUCGUCGGCCGGCGCCGACAACAACGGCGGCCGGCCUCCGUGGGCAGUCAACGGUAGCGGCGCGGGAGCGCCGACACCGCCGUUGCGCCGUUCGCGGAUGUCGCUGACGUCGGACGCGGACGUGGAAGAGCGGUCUGCGACGGCCGCCGGCCACGCGGUCAGCGGUACUGCGGCCGCGAGGUCCGCGGGAUCGACGCCCCCGCGACCGCCCCCGCCGCAACCGUCGACAUCGGCCGCGGUCGCUGGUUACGCGACGGUGGACAAAUCGGCGUCGCUGCUGAUACCGCCACAGUCGCCGGUGCGUCACAGGAGGAAAAAAUCGUACGACGUGAUCAAGAGUCAAGAGUUCGGAGCGUUUUUCACCAUACCGAGGUCGUACAGCUAUUGCGACAGGAACGCUCGGCCGUCCGGGAACGCAGACGCCAGCUGCACCGCCAAACUGCCGCCGCCGUCGAGACCCGCACGCGCCUACAACACCCUGGGGGGACCGUCUCGACCCCUUCGGCGCCGGUUACCGGCCCGCGAACACGAGUACGGCGACGUGGCCGACGACGGCGGUGGCGGUCACCGCGACGGAGGCGACGACGACGGAGGCGCGGACAGGACCGACGGGACGGCCAAACCGGCGGCGGCGUUGUGCUCGGGCGACGUGAUCGAGAAGAUGAAACUCCGGCCUUUGCCGUCACCGCCACCGCCGCCCCGCAAGUCGAGAGCGGCCGACGACGCGGUUACGCCCGAACUUCACGGGCGCAGGAACACCGAUUCGGCCCUGGUCCCUUUUUUAGAUCGGCGAGAAACGUCUGUAACAUCGUCUAACGAUUUUUUUGCCGACGUUUCUCGCGCUCUGUUGGCGUCCGCCGCCAGAAACACCGUUGCCGCCACCGACGACGUGUCCGUGGCCGUCCAGACCGACCCGUCGCCAGACGAUUACGCGGCGGACGACCGCGACGACGCGUCUUGCUGUUCGGCCGAGUCCGGAGACGGCCCGGCGACAAAGUCUGGAGGAACGACGUCUCGGCAACACCUCGCGCCGAAAACGCUGACCGCCGACCGACCUAGAUCCCGGACGUCGUCCCAGGCCACCGAGUACGUUGACCGGCCGACGUCCGGCAUGUCGGUGACCGCGGCAGACGACUGCAGCUGCAACGAUUACGCGAUGGUGUCUGACACAGCGGGCACCGUUGCGAACGGCGUCGCCGCGGUGCGAGCGCAACGCAUAACCGUCGAAGAGCUACAGGUGGGCAGGAUGAUCGUGGCCGACAUACUCGGCCAGCGGAUGGCCGUCGAAGACGUGUCCGGAUCGAGUCUAAAGGUCGCUCAGUUGUCCGCUGCGGUUCAGCAUCCGUCUCUGCAGCAGUUGCAGCAGGACGCCGCUGCCGUCGCCGCUGUUCAAGCCGCGGCUGCGGACGACGACCUGCGCACUUUGCCGCAGGACGACAACGCGUCGGUUCAGUCCUCGCGCGUGUCGUCCAUGUCUGAAGUCGAUUCGGACGAGGAUCGGAGCGUGUUGGCCGCGCCCACACCACCACGUCGACGCAGCAAACCGCCGUCCUCGCCUCGUUCGACCAUCGACGCCAACCACCACGACAAAAACGGCAGACCACCAGGAACCGUUGGUGCCGUCGAUCUGUCCGCCGCCGACCCGUCUAUCACCGAACUCAGCUGUCAGCUGUUCCGGUUGUGUCACUCGAACGUGUGCAGUCUGUUCACCAAAGUCGUCCAGCAAGUGGUUCCAGAGGACACGGAGAAGCGGCGCGACCUGCAAGCCGCCCUGUGCUUCCUGAGCAUCAUACUCGCAGGUCUCCUGAUCUUAGGCUUUGGCAACGAGAAGACUAUACACCAUCACCACUGGGAUUUUCAAUUCCCCCCCAAUCAGUAGCCACGCACCACCCAUCGUGGGUUGUCGCAGUGGGUUCUACAGUUGUUGUUAUUGUUAUUGUUGCUAACCGAUCGUUGUUUCUUUAAGUUUUGCAUUUCGAUAUUUUAAUGUUCAAUUGUAUAGCACGAUUGUUGAAAAAUAUGUUUACUCUAUACAUAAAAACAACAGUCGUUUCUGUCAUUGGCCUACCGGUAAAAGAUGAUUUUUAGAGCUUAAAUUCAAAACACCUAACACUUUUACGAUUUUCGUUUAUGUACCUAACUUUUUCCUUACGAUUUCGUUUUACACAAUUAUUUUUCAAAAAUAUUUUUGAAACGCAUUGUUGUUUUAUUUAAAAACGUUAUAUUUGCUAUUUUUUAUUGUUCGUAUGAAUCCGUAAACGGAUUGACCGUUAAACUCAACAACGGCAAUUAGAACAUAAAUACUAUGUAUGUAGGUAUAUCAGACUUGGUAGGAAUAUUAAAAAAUAUUUAUUAAUUAAUUAAAAUGUUUAAUGAUGUUCCGCUAUAUUAUGUUUAACAGGGUAACACAAAGUGGAUUAAAAACACUCUCGAUUAUCCUUAAUGUUUAGACUAGGAUUAACUUAAAUAAAAAUUAUAGAUUUGAGUAGAAAUGCCAAAAUGAAUUCUUAAGAUUUACUACUAGCAAGUAUUACUAGAAGCAAUUUACAGAUGUCUAGUUCUACAUUAGCAUGUAACAUUUGAAAUCACAAAUUGUUAAUUCAAUACAAUAGGUAUGAUCAGAGAACAAAAUGUCUAUUACUUGGCUACAAACCAAUUAUCUAAUGUAUCUAGUCCUUUUAUAUACCAAAUCAAAAUUAUCAAAUCAUCAAAUGUUCAAUUUAUAAGUCAUUAGACACUUCUGGCACAGAUAUUAUUUUAUUUUUUAAAGGUUUUGUUUCAUUCAAGCUUUAUAAGUAGAUAAAUGCGAAACUAUAACUUUAAUCUUUAAUUUGUAUGGUUAUCUAAAGAAUAAAUAUUUUCUAGAAUCUA
Molecule: messenger RNA, 5287 nt
Organism: Melanaphis sacchari
Lineage: Eukaryota; Metazoa; Arthropoda; Insecta; Hemiptera; Aphididae
Source: RefSeq, a predicted model, not a curated record